Molecule: messenger RNA, 1865 nt
Organism: Amaranthus tricolor (Joseph's coat)
Lineage: Eukaryota; Viridiplantae; Streptophyta; Magnoliopsida; Caryophyllales; Amaranthaceae
Product: ALA-interacting subunit 3-like
Exons: 8
Coding region: 369-1403 (344 amino acids)
Cellular component (GO): Golgi apparatus; endoplasmic reticulum; plasma membrane
Source: RefSeq, a predicted model, not a curated record
AUUAUCAACCAUAAUAUUUUCCACCAUUGUUGUCUUGUACUAUUAUACAUGCCCAAUAUACCUGGUAUUAUUUCACACAUUUUUGUCAAAACUGAUGCAACCCGCUGUGUCUUUCUCGAAACCCGAUUCGAUUUUUAACCGUAUUUUGAUAUCGACGACCGGGAAAAAUUGGAGGGACAAUUUAUUGUGCAAAGUGUGACAAUCUCCAAAUCGCAUUCAUGGUUUUAUUGCCACAUAUUCAAAAUUCGUUAAUUCUUUCAACAAUGAUGUUCGUUGAUCCUUUUCAAAAUCUAAUUUCUGAUUUCAUUUUGAAAAUCUAAAAUUCUGAUUUUAUCGCAAAGUAUUCCUAAAUUUGAUAAAAUUUGAAGAUGAAUUCUUCUGGGAAUUCUGAGUCUUCCUCAAAAAGGAAUUCCAAGAAACCUAAAUAUUCUAGGUUCACACAACAAGAGCUGCCCGCUUGCAAACCAAUACUAACACCAGCAUGGGUUAUAUCAAUAUUUGUUGCUGUCGGAAUUCUCUUUAUACCUGUUGGAAUUCUUUCUUUGUCUGCAUCAGAGCAUGUUGUGGAGGUUGUGAGGGAGUAUGACACUGAAUGUAUUCCUCCUUCUCAGAGGAAUGAAAGGCUUAGUUAUAUUCAGAGUUCUAGCACCAAUAAAACAUGCUCAUUAAGCAUGACUGUUCCUAAGCAAAUGAAAAGUCCUAUUUAUAUAUACUAUCAGCUCGAGAACUUCUAUCAAAAUCAUCGGAGGUAUGUGAAAAGCCGAAAUGACAAACAAUUGAGAAAGAAGGGGAAUAAACUGUUGACGAAGGGAUGUGAACCAGAAGCAACUGUAGGCCCUGAUAAAUCCCCUAUUGUUCCUUGUGGCCUUAUUGCGUGGAGCCUGUUCAAUGAUACAUACCACUUUUCUGUUGAAUCAAAGUUACUUGAAGUCAACAAGAAGGGUAUAUCAUGGGAGAGUGAUCGUACACACAAGUUUGGAUCCGAUGUUUAUCCUAGAAACUUUCAAAUGGGCGACUUUAUCGGGGGUGGCAAACUGAAUUCAAACAUUCCUCUUAAUGAACAAGAAGAUCUUAUUGUAUGGAUGCGAACUGCAGCACUUCCAACUUUUAGGAAGUUAUAUGGGAAGAUAGAGCAGGAUCUUGAAGCUAAUCAGGAGCUAUCAGUGGUUCUACAUAAUAAUUACAACACUUACAGUUUUGGGGGCAAAAAGAAACUGGUUCUUUCUACAACAAGUUGGAUUGGUGGGAAAAAUGACUUCCUCGGCGUUGGGUUUCUCACUGUUGGAGGUAUCUCCCUGGCUAUUGCAGCAGCAUUCACACUGAUUUACAUUCUCAAGCCAAGGGCUAUUGGCGAUCCAUCCUAUCUAUCUUGGAACAGAAAUCCAGCAGGACACCUAAUUUAGUUCCUUUUUCCUACUAAUUUGAAUUAUUUUGUUUGUUUUCUUUACAAAUCUUGUGUAAUUAAGCCAUAAAUUACACUUGACUUUCCUCUAUUGUUUGAGGUUUUACUAGCAUAAUAAUAUGUCUUGAUAGUAGUAUUACUAGUAUAUAUUGAAUAUAAGCCAUUGUCACUCUUUUGCUUGGAUGAUGAUGGUGAUAUUACUCUUUCCGUAAAUGUUGCAAACUCUAUGAGACCUAAGAAGUAUACAGGUAAAUAUUACUACGCAGACGUAUAGAAUGUGUUUAGUUUGGGUGAAGACAUAUUUGUGUGGUUUAGUUUGGUUGAAAACCUACUCGACCCUGGGCAAGGAGGAGAUGGGCUUACGUCCAAGGCCCAUAAAAAAUUGUAAUUUGUAUGUGAUAUUUGAAUAUAGAUAUUAUUGUGUGAAAGAUAAGAGAGUUGACCAUCAUAGGUUAUAAUGCUU